AUGUCACCUUCACACAGCUCGUCAUGGUUCAGCAACGUGGAGAUGGGCCCACCGGACGCCAUUCUCGGCAUCACCGAGGCGUACAAGGCGGACACCAACCCGAAGAAGGUCAACCUCGGCGUAGGCGCCUACCGCAAUGACCAGGGCAAGCCGCACGUGCUGCCCAGCGUGAUCAAGGCGGAGGAGAAGAUCAGCGAAAUGAACCUCGACCACGAGUACCUGCCCAUUUCCGGUCUGGCCGAAUUCACCGCCGCCUCCGCCAAGUUGGCCUUUGGUGAGAAGAGCCGAGUGAUUAGCCAGAAGUUGAACGCCACCGUGCAGGGCAUCUCCGGCACCGGCUCGCUCGCCAUUGGCGCCUUCUUUCUGCGAGACUUUCACCAAGGUCCAAAGGACAUCUACCAGCCGACGCCCACCUGGGGCAACCACGUGCCGCUUUUCAAACGGGCGGGCUUCAACGUGAAGCAGUACCGCUACUACGACCCAAAGACCUGCGGCUUUGACUUUUCCGGCGCCCUGCAGGACAUUGCCAAGAUUCCCGAGAAGUCGGUCAUACUUCUGCACGCCUGCGCCCACAACCCCACCGGUGUUGAUCCCAAGCUGGACCAGUGGAAGGAGCUGUCGAACCUGAUCAAGCAGCGCAACCUCUUUCCCUUCUUCGACAUGGCCUACCAGGGCUUCGCCACCGGAGACAUUGACCGCGACGCCGCCGCCGUCCGCCUCUUCAUCGAAGAUGGCCACCAGCUGGUGCUGGCGCAGUCCUACGCGAAGAACAUGGGCCUCUACGGCGAGCGCAUCGGCGCCUUCUCCGUGGUGGCCGGCAGCUCGGAGGAGGCGGCCAAGGUGAUGUCCCAGCUGAAGAUCAUCAUCCGCCCGCUGUACUCGAACCCGCCGGUGCACGGCGCCCGCAUCGCCGCCAUGAUCCUCAACGACGCCGCCCUGCGCACCCAGUGGCUGAAGGACGUGAAGGAGAUGGCGCAGCGCAUCAUCUCCAUGCGCACCAAGCUGCGCGCGGUGAUUGAGGGCGAGGGCAGCACCCGCAACUGGCAGCACAUCACCGACCAGAUUGGCAUGUUCUGCUUCACCGGCAUGGACAAGGAGCAGGUGGAGCGGCUGACGAAGGAGUACAGCAUCUACCUGACGAAGGAUGGGCGCAUCAGCAUGGCCGGCGUCACCUCGGGCAAUGUGGAGUACCUGGGCAAGGCGAUGGCCAAGAUUACCAAGUAA
Messenger RNA from Rhagoletis zephyria (snowberry fruit fly), 1224 nucleotides. NCBI's taxonomy places the organism in Eukaryota, Metazoa, Arthropoda, Insecta, Diptera, Tephritidae. The record is from RefSeq and is a predicted model, not a curated record.